Molecule: messenger RNA, 588 nt
Organism: Microthlaspi erraticum
Lineage: Eukaryota; Viridiplantae; Streptophyta; Magnoliopsida; Brassicales; Brassicaceae
Source: the annotation of a GenBank genome assembly
AUGGUAUUCUGCACCGAGGACGUGACCACCGGAGUGAAAGAUGCUAUCACUUAUUGUUGCAGAUGCAAAGGCAAAAAAGUUGCUCUCUCUGAACACGAAGACAAUGAUGAGAAGCUUAUCGGAGACUUGGACUACAACUACGACCACGAAGUUGUUGUUUACCAGAUCAGAAGUCGGGCGAUGGAGAAACUAAGGCAGAAGCCAAGGAUAAGCAUGGAGAAGAGACUAACUUACGAAACCAUUGAGGAAUGGAACAUCGAAAAGGAAGAAGGUGUCGAGUUUUGUUCGGUGGGAAGCAGUUUUUCGGAAUGUUGCUCUAGCGAACUGAGCAUUGAAGGAUAUAUGACGGCGAAAACAGAGUUCUCGAGGUGUUCGAGCUUGAAAGGUGCAGAGUUGGAGAAUCAAUGGAAGAUGUAUUAUGCGAAUGAAAUCAGGAAAAGAUCGGUGAUUCAAGAGUUGUGUCAUUGCCAAGGCUGGCCGUUCGGUUUAGGAAGAAAAGCGGCGUUGCUUCCGCCGCUACCAAAGUCUCCGGCAGAGUCUUGGUCAUGGAGGAAACCCAACAGAGUUUCUCCACUUCCUUUUAUUUAA